UGUCUGAUAGAAUCGAUAGCAUCGAAUAAACAUCGGUUUUUGUUCCACCUCUAUAGCAUAAAGUCAAAACUUCGUAGACUUAACGAAUCAUAGCAAUCGCUCGAAGACUGCACCGCCACCCACGACUUCAUCGACGGCACCGCAGCGGGAAGAGCGGGAGCAGCAGCAGCAGCAAGAGACGCCACCAUUGCAGCAGGAUCAGCAGGAGAAUCCGCCCUUACAGGACCAAGAGCUGCACCCAUUGCACGACCAACACGCUCACGAAUAUCCGGCAGUGCAGGAGAAUCAACAAGCGGAGCUAAAUCAGGAGCUGCAUCACAUUGAGGGGCUUAUCCGGCACCGAGAAUUGCUGAAUCCGGAAGAGCAUCCGCCACAAGCAUCGCUUGAAAACCGGGAGCCAUCAGUACAAGAAGAUACUAACCAAGAUCCGGAUGAGCCACACGUUCGAGAUCCCGAUAUCGAACCAGAAACCGAGCCACCGCCACCGCUGCUUCUCGAAGAUCUGGACGAGCAGGACUCCGGAUCGCAGGAUCUCAACGAGCAGCAGCCGCCACUGAUUAUAGACGCCAACGCCAUAGCCGAAACCAUAGACGCCAACGCCGUGGAGCGCAUCGACGACUACGAAGACGACGACGAGGAGGUGGAUGAAGAGGAGGAGGUGGUAGAGGACCGGGUCGACAGAGCCGGCGAAGUCGCUUCCGUUUCCGGUGCCCAGCGGCUGCACUCGGUGGCAGUUUUGCCGCGCUACUCCUCAGCCUCACGCGCCCCACGUGGCAGCAGCAGCAACAGCAACAACAAUAACAACAACAAUAUCAGCAACCACAACAAUAACAACACUACCAACAGCAGCAGCAGCAGCCUCUCGCGACGCACUCGCCACUUCUACAGCAACAACGGCAGUCACUUCAGCAACGACAUGUUCCCCAGCCACGCCCCCCGCAGCAGCACCCAGGCAUCAUCGCCGCGGGUCGGAGGUCGCCGCCAUCACUCGACCCCCGCCGCCAGCUCCAAUUCGCCCCAGCACCAGGGCGUGGAUCCCCUGAGGCUGCUCUAUCCCAAUGUCAACGAGAGCGAGACACCGCUGCCCCGGUGCUGGAGUCCCCAUGACAAGUGCUUGUCCAUCGGAUUGUCGCAGAACAACCUGAGGGUCACCUACAAGGGUGUGGGCAAGCAGCACAGUGAUGCCGCCUCAGUGCGCACUGCCUAUCCGAUCCCGUCCUCCUGCGGACUGUACUAUUUCGAGGUGCGGAUCAUCUCCAAGGGACGCAACGGCUACAUGGGCAUUGGACUAACUGCCCAGCAGUUCCGUAUGAACCGCCUGCCAGGUUGGGACAAACAGUCGUACGGGUACCACGGCGACGAUGGCAACUCGUUUAGCUCCUCGGGAAAUGGCCAAACCUACGGCCCCACUUUUACCACCGGCGAUGUGAUUGGAUGCUGCGUCAACUUUGUGAACAACACGUGCUUUUACACAAAGAACGGAGUGGAUCUGGGCAUCGCAUUUAGGGAUUUGCCGACUAAGCUUUAUCCCACUGUGGGCCUACAGACUCCUGGCGAGGAAGUGGAUGCCAACUUUGGUCAGGAACCAUUUAAGUUCGACAAGAUCGUCGACAUGAUGAAGGAGAUGCGCUCCAAUGUGCUGCGCAAGAUCGAUCGAUAUCCACAUCUGCUGGAGACCCCGGAAAACCUGAUGAAUCGCCUGGUUUCCACCUAUCUGGUGCAUAAUGCGUUCAGCAAGACCGCCGAGGCCUUUAAUGGUUACACAAAUCAGACUUUCAACGAGGACUUGGCAUCGAUCAAGACACGUCAAAAGAUCAUUAAGCUUAUACUGACAGGCAAAAUGAGCCAGGCCAUCGAGCACACACUACGCUCUUUCCCCGGACUUUUGGAGAAUAAUAAAAACCUCUGGUUUGCAUUGAAGUGCCGUCAGUUUAUUGAAAUGAUCAAUGGAGCAGACAUUGAGAACGUGAACAACAAAGUCACCGCCACCACACAGACCAUGCCCACAAACCAGACGUCAGUGAUACAGUCCACCAAGACGUUCAAGCACAGCAAGAGCGGCAACGGAAAUGGCAACGUCAACAUUAAUCAGACACAACAACAGAACAACACUGCGACUCCUGCUGUGAUAAAGCCACAAGGCGGCGAUAGGCCAGAUAUAAAAAACAUGUUGGUUGACGACAACUCCAACAAGUGUGUGGAGCACGACAGCAACAGCAUGGACGUAGAAAUGGAGCCCUGCCAGAGUCACUCCAACGGCGGAGACUCCAGCUCCAAUGGCAAUGCCAGGGCUGUGCGCAACUCUCUAGAUGCCAUCGACGAGGAAAUGGAUGUUUCCCCCUCAUCGCGUAACUGUGGUCGUGUGAUCGAGAAGAUCCUUGAGUUCGGCAAGGAACUGUCCAGCAUGGGCCAGCAGCUGGAGAAGGAGAACCUAAUGACUGAAGAGGAGCGUCAAAUGUUGGAGGAUGCAUUUAGUCUGAUUGCCUACUCAAAUCCUUGGUCCAGUCCGCUGGGCUGGCUGUUGUGUCCUUCGCGACGUGAGAGUGUUUCCACCACGCUCAACUCGGCCAUAUUGGAAUCCCUAAACUUCGAGCGUCGUCCGCCGCUGGAAUAUCUGGUGGCUCACGCCUCGGAACUGAUCAAGGUGAUCGGACAGCAUUCGCUGGGCGAGGACGCUUUCAUUACCAUCGACGAUGUGUUCCCGCAAAAUUGACCCAGUUCACCGACGCUGCUGAAGAUGUUCGAGACCACGCUGACCCUGCCGCGAACCAGUGUGCUUACGGAACCGUUGGGCAGCGCCGGAACCGGAUCUGGGCCCUCCACAUCAACGGCUGCCGUGGCAGUUCAGACCAGCAAACGACGCCGAAGGCGACGGAACAAACGUCGCCGCAAAUCCUCCCUGUCCAGCAAUACCGAUGCCCCGUCGUCCCGGACCUACGAUCCCGUGAUGACGGGCAGUACACUCCGGUCGGCAGCUGCGACAUCGGUGGGCGGGAGCGCGGGCACGGGACCAGUGCGUCGGGGUCGUCGCAGGAGCGGGGUCAGCUCAUCUUCAUCGGCGGCAGCGGCUGCAGUAGCGGCAGCGGAGGAGGAGGCGGAAGAAGCGGAGGCGGCGCGCCAGGAGGAGGCAGCGGAAACCUUGAGCGGAAACAGCAGCCCAUCGAUGUUCGUCGAUCCGCAAGACUUCUUUGAGACCCUGGACUAAAUUUAGAUUAUUUACAAUUUGCAGUAGGUUAAAUUUUGUUGUUACUUCCGUUCUCUAUUUUUUACCUGCGCCCCAGGCUUCAGUGCGCCUAUUUGAAACUAAUCGCCGUUCUUUUAAUUGUUCGAUUAUGCUAAAGAUGCGAUGCGUUUUGCGGCCUUUGAUUUAGCGUGAUUUUUAAUAACUUUUAACACAUAUUUUAUAUAGCCUCUGUAAGCAUACCGUGUGUAAUAUUAUGAUGUAUAAUUAAAUUUGCAAACUGUGCUGCGACACGACCUUUGCAACUGAUUUAACCCUUUGUUUUUCGCUUCCACCGCCCGACACACAACACUCACACACCAAAAUAUAAUCUAGAAUUGAUAGUGAAGGGACUAGCCUGGAGCAAAAACUGUUCAAUCAUCUCCUAGCAAGUUAAUAGAGAACCGAACCCAUAGUUAAUUGGUAGACAUCCGCGUUCUAAUUCUCCGUGUUUUCAGCGAUUCAUCCCGUGUAUUGUGGCAAGACUAAGCAAAAGCAAAUGAAAAUUUUAAGUCUAAUGUUUCGCUAUAGUGAUUAAGCAUAUUAAAUUGUAAUCUAUAUAUACAAGAUUGGUCAUACACACAUUCGGCAAGCAUGAAUAGAAUUUAACUGGAUAAUCGUUUAAAUAUAUUGUAUGGAUGUGUAUUUCAGUA
Messenger RNA from Drosophila erecta, 3873 nucleotides. It is a transcript of the gene RanBPM, whose product is annotated as ran-binding proteins 9/10 homolog. Lineage: Eukaryota; Metazoa; Arthropoda; Insecta; Diptera; Drosophilidae. The coding region runs from base 917 to 2713 and encodes 598 amino acids. The transcript has 12 exons. Gene Ontology annotation, cellular component: cytoplasm. Gene Ontology annotation, biological process: cytoskeleton organization; cell surface receptor signaling pathway. The record is from RefSeq and is a predicted model, not a curated record. Gene Ontology annotation, molecular function: protein binding.